AUGCAGCGCCAGGAGCACAUUAUUCGGCACCAUGUCAACAACCUCUUCAGCUGCUUUGAAGAACACUGUGCCAAGGGACGACCCCUUGACCUGGCCAAAUGGUUCAACUAUUUCUCGUUUGACAUCAUUGGCGAUCUCAGCUUUGGCGAGUCCUUUGGGAACCUGGAGCGGGGGGACUUCCACCCGUGGAUUGCGACGAUCUUAGAGUUCUUCGUUGCGCAGCAUGAUAUGGCGCAUUUUCGGCGGGCAUAUCCGUUCUUGGAGGCGAUGGUGGGCCCUCUUGUUAAGGUCCUUGCUGCGAAGAUCAUCCUGAAGCAUAACACGUUCAUGCGUACCCAGGUCGCGAAACGUUUGGCUUUGGAGCCUACUCGGCCGGACUUCAUUGAUGGUAUGAAAUUUGACCAUUCUAAGGGAAAAGAAGGUCUUUCUUUUGAAGCAAUCUGUCAUAACGCGAGCAUCUUCGUCGUGGCUGGAUCCGAAACAACUGCACUCGCACUUACCGGGGCGACUUACCUACUCUGUACCCAUCCGGAGGUGCUCAACAAGCUCAAAGAAGAGAUUGACUCAUCUUUCGAUAGUGAACAACAGAUCACUCUUCUCAGCGCGCAGCGACUCAAGUAUCUUACAGCCGUCAUAGAUGAGACCCUGCGUAUUUACCCAGCCGCUGUAGGCUCCGUGCCGCGACUGAUCCAACGCCAUGGCGAGGUAGUCGGCGGACACUUCCUUCCAGGAGGCACAUGCGUGGAUAUAUGGCAUUGGGCAAUGUAUCAUAACCCAGCUAACUUCACCGAGCCAGAGGUUUUUGCUCCCCAACGAUGGCUUGGAGACCCUCGCUUUGAAGGCGAUAAGAAAGUGGCAUUCCAGCCUUUCUCAACGGGAAAACGCAGUUGCAUUGGUCAGAAUCUUGCGCAUUCCGAGAUAAAGCAGAUCAUGGCCCGGCUGCUGUGGAAGUACAAUAUUGAGCUCGUAGAUCGCGAGUGGUACGACAAGCCAUGGCAUGAUCAACCCGUGCGCGCUUCUUACGUGCACCCGCCGUUGAAUGUUAGAUUUAAUCUUAGGACAGAACAGUUGGAAUAG
This is a messenger RNA of Alternaria arborescens, 1077 nucleotides long. RefSeq lists its product as hypothetical. Gene Ontology annotation, molecular function: oxidoreductase activity, acting on paired donors, with incorporation or reduction of molecular oxygen; iron ion binding; monooxygenase activity. The record is from RefSeq and is a predicted model, not a curated record. The coding region runs from base 1 to 1077 and encodes 358 amino acids. Lineage: Eukaryota; Fungi; Ascomycota; Dothideomycetes; Pleosporales; Pleosporaceae. The transcript has a single exon.